CUGCACUGCCCGACUAAAAAGUAACUCAGUAAAAUAAGAUAAUCCAAAAUGUCCGUCAGCGCUCCUCUUAUUGUAAGGUUAUUAGCUUCAUCGGUGUCAGUUGCUGGCCGAGCUGGAAAAAUAGUGAGAGAUGUGAUGAGCAAGGGAGAGUUGGGGAUUGUUGAAAAGGGAAAGGAUGACUAUCAGACGGAAGCAGACAGGUCUGCAGAGAAAUGUAUUGUUGCAUCCCUCUCCAAACAGUAUCCAAAAGCCAGCAUUAUUGGAGAGGAAGAUAGCUCAGUGGAAGAGGGUGAGGUGUCACCAGACUGGAUAGUGGUUGAUGCAGAUAAGGAGGUGUUAGGUCUGGAGUGCCCGGCUAGCCUGAAAGGGGUGAAGGAGGAGGACAUAGUAGUGUGGGUUGAUCCCCUUGAUGGAACUUCUGAGUACACUCAAGGUGCCCUAAUGUUGAAGAGAGAUCCUUGGGAAAGAUGGAAAAUGUAUUUGAGCCACCCUUUUAUCAGUAUGAAGUGGUACUUAAGUCUACUUCAUUCAAAUUUUGGAUUCUUGGAACAUGUGACAGUUCUUAUUGGAAUCUCUGUCAAUGAGAAACCAGUAGCUGGAGUGAUUCAUCAGCCAUUUUUCAAAAAUCAAACCGGAGGGGAGGUUAAAAUGGGUAGAACUAUCUGGGGGUUGUCCGAGAUAGGUGUCGGAGGGUUCACGCCAGCCCCACCUCCAGGGUCCUUGAUCAUAACGACAACUAGAAGUCAUUCUAAUCCGGUGGUUGAAAAGGCGUUACAGGUCAUGAAUGCCGCUCAGAUUCUAAGAGUUGGAGGUGCAGGAUACAAGGUGUUACAACUUUUGGAAGGCAAAGCGUCAGUAUACGUAUUCGCCAGCCCAGGAUGCAAGAAGUGGGACACAUGCGCCCCCGAAGCGGUAUUGUCAGCGGCGGGGGGCAAGCUCACGGACAUCCUCGGGGACUUCUACAAAUACGGUGCCUCGGCACCCAAGCCGAACAAGACUGGGGUCUUAGCUGCUGUCAACGAUGAACUGCACAGCUACGCCCUGAACAGGAUACCACAGGAACUGAAAGAUACUCUAGCCAACAAAUAGCUACGAUUUAUGUCACAUGUUUAACUUCGUAAGGCCAAACCCCUAGACACGAUACUCUAAAUUUGAUUGCCCUUAAUAGGCCUAU
This is a messenger RNA of Cydia amplana, 1174 nucleotides long. Its product is annotated as 3'(2'),5'-bisphosphate nucleotidase 1. Lineage: Eukaryota; Metazoa; Arthropoda; Insecta; Lepidoptera; Tortricidae. Gene Ontology annotation, molecular function: 3'(2'),5'-bisphosphate nucleotidase activity. The transcript has 6 exons. The record is from RefSeq and is a predicted model, not a curated record. The coding region runs from base 49 to 1089 and encodes 346 amino acids. Gene Ontology annotation, biological process: phosphatidylinositol phosphate biosynthetic process.